UUUUCAAGUGUGCAUUAAUCCAUAUUCCAUAGUCCGUUCAAGAAAUGUGAUCGCCUAAUGCUUGCUGGCGUAUUUCGUUUCCAAUGUCGAUGACGAUUGCCUCCGCAAUCCAUUUUUUGUUUUUAUUUACGAGUCAUAUUCAUGUGCACGCUCAGUACGUCAAAGAUGAAAUAACUUUCGUCUCUACAACACGUACCGUAGUUUUUCUUUCUGGCGUUGGAAAACAAAGUUAAAUAAUCAUUGCUUUUAUAUAUCUUGACUAUUGCCAAAUUAAAUAAGUUCGGUUGUCAGUCAAACGUUGAAAUGUUACAGAACAAUUUGCGGAUUCUGUUCAGCAUGGGGGCAAUAAAGAACUUUCCAAAUCCUCGAGUACCCGCUGAGCUCAGUAAUGGUUCAAUAGUUCUUGGCAGCCAGAUGGAGAGCAAUAACGACCAGGAAUCAGCACUUGGCAAAAUUGAUACAAUUGGUCGUUUGGCGGUCUCUGAAGCCGGAAAGCAACCGCCUGUUGUUAUCGUUUGGAGAAACGUCUUGGUCUUCAUUUAUCUCCAUCUCGCUGCUCUCUACGGACUCUAUCUCUGUUUCACGGAUGUCACGUGGGCCACUCUCGCUUGGUCGUAUGCAUUGUUUAUUUUCGGCGGUUUUGGGAUAACGGGAGGAGCGCACCGACUGUGGGCUCAUCGUUGUUAUAAAGCAAAAUGGCCUCUGCGUGUCAUUGCCGCUGUUGGACAAACAAUUGCACUUCAGAACGAUAUUUACGUUUGGAGCAGAGAUCAUCGAGUUCAUCACAAGUUUAGCGAAACGGAUGCUGACCCACACAACGCCCGCCGAGGUUUCUUCUUUGCUCACGUUGGCUGGUUGCUUUGCAGAAAACAUCCAGAAGUGAUGCGACGUGGAAAGACGGUGGAUGUUAGCGACCUUUUACAAGAUCCCAUCGUAGUCUAUCAGCGAAAGUUCUACAUUCCGCUGUUGAUCAUCUUUUGUUUCGCUAUGCCAACACUUGUGCCUUGGUAUUUUUGGGGCGAAUCGCUGAGAACAUCUUUCUUCGUCGCUUCCAUUCUUCGUUACGUAAUAACGCUCAACGCUACCUGGCUAGUCAACAGUGCUGCUCAUAUUUGGGGAACUCAUCCAUACGACAAAGGGAUCAAUCCUUCCGAAAACCGAUUCGUGGCCUUUAUAACUUCUGGUGAAGGAUGGCACAACUACCAUCAUGUCUUCCCCUGGGAUUAUAAAGCAUCGGAAUUAGGAAACUACGGCACGAACACGACAAGAGCCAUAAUUGAUUUCUGUGCUUGGCUGGGUCUGGCUUACGACCUGAAAAGCGUGCCAGAAAAAGUCGUUUACAACCGUGUUCGUCGAACAGGAGAUGGUUCUCAUCCGUUUGCCUUGCAAGACAAUCAGUUUCGAUUAGAUGAUGACAUGCAAAUGGAAGAGGAACAGUUUACCGAAAUCACACCAGCAGCAGAAAAACAAAGAUCUGCGUAAGGAAACAUGAAAAUGUGAAAUUGCACGGGAAGAUUAAUUUUGUUAGUUUUUAAUCCGCUGUAGAUUUUUUAUACCGAUUAAUAUUUAUGACUUCAUUUUGGAAAUCAGCUAUAAGUAUAACUGCUCUAGUGUCGCGCCUUUACCAAAAGAUGAAAAUAUAGUAGUUGAUGAAA
Molecule: messenger RNA, 1655 nt
Organism: Daphnia pulex (common water flea)
Lineage: Eukaryota; Metazoa; Arthropoda; Branchiopoda; Diplostraca; Daphniidae
Product: acyl-CoA Delta-9 desaturase-like
Exons: 7
Coding region: 304-1482 (392 amino acids)
Biological process (GO): unsaturated fatty acid biosynthetic process
Cellular component (GO): endoplasmic reticulum membrane
Molecular function (GO): stearoyl-CoA 9-desaturase activity; iron ion binding
Source: RefSeq, a predicted model, not a curated record